Molecule: messenger RNA, 2397 nt
Organism: Aethina tumida (small hive beetle)
Lineage: Eukaryota; Metazoa; Arthropoda; Insecta; Coleoptera; Nitidulidae
Product: protein SCAI
Exons: 9
Coding region: 49-1752 (567 amino acids)
Biological process (GO): DNA-templated transcription
Cellular component (GO): nucleus
Molecular function (GO): transcription corepressor activity
Source: RefSeq, a predicted model, not a curated record
CAAAAUACAGAUGAAAUAGGAACGAUGCCGCUCUGAAAGGAACGUAAAAUGGUCGGAAUGGCGAAUAUGGACGAUCACGAAAGGAAGAUCGUCACGGAAUUCUGUCACUUGCUGGAAAAAUCCAAACAACUGUUCAACGGGUUAAGGGAUUUGCCUCAGUACGGACACAAACAAUGGCAGGCGUAUUUCGGAAGGACUUUCGACAUUUACACAAAACUAUGGAAAUUUCAACAGCAGCACCGUCAAAUUUUAGAUACAAAAUACGGACUGAAGAGGUGGCAGAUUGGUGAAAUCGCAUCUAAAAUUGGACAACUAUAUUAUCAUUAUUAUUUGAGAACCAGCGAAACAAAUUACUUAAAUGAAGCAUACUCGUUUUAUUCAGCUAUUAGAGGACGUGCGUACUAUUCGAGGGCUGCAAAAGAAGAUAGAUCGGAGUUGAUGGUGAAGAAACUAAGAUACUACGCACGUUUCAUAGUAGUUUGUCUUCUUCUGCGUCGAAUGAAAUUGGUGAGGGACUUGAUAACAGAAUUGGACAGACAUAUCGCAGAUUAUACGAGCACCUACGAACCCGACGACCAAAUCGAAUGGAGUCUAGUUCUGGAAGAAAUCAAGGGUUUCAUAACGUCCGACUCCUUGGUGUCUGUGUUACAUCCAGAUACGAAUCCUAUUGUUCUAUCACACAGAUUAAGUCCGCUCACAACACCGCCAGUAGAGAAGUCACAGUACAUGAACUUAACUUUGCAAGAAAUUCUAAUCGUAGGUAGUACUUCUGAGCAAGUCAAGUUCUCGGAACUCACGAUGGACAUGUUCAGAAUGAUUCAGACCCUGGAACGGGAACCGCAGGAAGAUUAUAAUCACAUCUACGACGCAUCGCCGGCACCCGGAAGAGUUCCUUACGGAGUUCCUAGUCAGAAAGGUUAUUUGGAGAACGGCGAUCGGCCAGGAAGACGAGAAAAUCCUCACAAAUAUCUUUUGUACAAACCUACUCUUAGUCAAGUUCUUGUGUUCUUGGCCAGCGGAUUCAAGGAACUACCUACAAAUGGUGCUUUACUAUUAUAUCUGUCUGCUGAUGGUUGUUUCUCUACUACAAAACAUCCAGAAGAUAUGGGUUAUGAUUUGGGUGGUGUUCUGACAAGCAGUAAACGAGAUGGAGAACACAAGAAACAAAAAGAAGCUCACUGCCUUUAUCCUGGUGAUCUGUAUCCGUUCACGAGGAGACCUUUGUUCGUUAUUGUCGAUUCGGACAACAGUUUCGUUUUCCAACACAUUCCCCGAUACUUUGGUCAACCGCUAGUCACUCUCAUGUCACCGCAGGACACUCCUCCAGCUUUUCUAGAUCAACAGCACAACGGUUCACUUUUCACCCUGUUCCUGCACUCACCGCUGACCGCCUUCUGUUACUGCUGCAACCUGACCAGCAUACCGUUCCACCACUGGGAACGUUGCCAGAGUUUCGUCGACCGUUUCGUCACCGAGGCUUCGAGGCUGUUCGCCAGAUCCAGAGUCGAUUCGUCAUACAUUCAGUUCUUCGGCGACGAUUUCCUCCGCCUGUUGCUCCUGCGUUACGUUUUCUGCGACGUGGUGCUGCACCUGCACCGUGCAUUCAGAGGACGCCAAUACCGUCCCAGAUGCCAACCGCCGUUGCCGGAGGCGGAACUGCUCGAGCACCCGUCGUUGCAGGGCUACGUGCUGGAGCUGGCGAGCCACCUGGAAGUGCGUACGCACUUCAUGGAGAGCCACGAGAUCGAAUGAUCAAGGAUUUCCUCCUCAUGGACGUGUGUGGGGUUUAGGUGGGGCGGCGGGCAUACCCAUGAGGAUGGAAAUCGUUUGAAGAAUCUAUUCACUAUGACAGCCUUCGCCACAGUGUUUCUGCUGCUUGCAUAUGCGCACCCUGCGUAUAACGUUGUCGGAGCUUUACAAUUUUUUUGGACACUUUACAUGUUAAUUGGAAUGUGUGGUAAAACUUAUCCAGUAUUAGGAAAGAAUGAGGAUGACCGCACGUCGUCUUAUUUUUGGACAGCUUUAGUAAAAUUAAAUACGGUGAUAUUAUAAUAUGGCUCAGUGCAGAGCACAUCGUCUUUCAAAAUCCGUUCCCUUGUCGAUUUAUCGUUAAAAUCUCGACUUUGGACCUUAACGUAUUUUAAAACAUUGCCAUUUUCUUCUCACCAUCCUCUGUAUUAUAAAAUCUAUUUUCUUCUUGUCGAAAGAAUUCCCCAAAAAUGUCUGUUCCAACAUGAUAAGUAAAUUACAAUUUAUAAUGUCGAUGAUAAAAUAAUAAUAUUAAUAAGUACGUUAUUAGAUACUCGAAAAAAAUUCUAAUACUAACUACUAACUAAAAAACAUAGUCCAUAGAGAAUUUCAAUAUUUUCAUAUAAUCAUUUUGUCAUGUUAUGUAAA